AUGUCGCUUCCAUUGAACCUGGUACCGCCCAUUUUUGCCAUGGCCCCAAUGGUGACGCAAAGCGACCGACCUUUCCGUCGCCUGGUCAGGGCACACGGGUGUACGCUUUGCUACACCGAGAUGCUGAUGGCAGAUCGCUUUGCGCAAUGUGAGGACUACAGAAAAGCUGCUUUGGGCAAAGGUGUGUGUGCUGACGAUCAUCCGUUGGUUGUGCAGCUUGCGGCAAACGAUCCGACAAUGUUGCGGGAUGCUGCACGUUGGGCACAGAAACUUGGUGCUGACGCUGUUGACUUGAACUUGGGAUGCCCGCAGGGGAAAGCCAAAACAGGAAACUACGGUGCGUGGUUGGCCUCAAAUCGAAACAAUUGGCCCUUGAUCGAGGCCAUGGUCGCAAAGUGUGCAAGAGAUUUGGAGAUUCCAAUUUUCUGCAAGAUUCGGCUGCAAGCAACAGAGGCUUGUAGCCAAGACUAUGCACUUCGUUUGCAAGCUGCGGGGUGCGCUCUCCUGGCGGUGCAUGGCCGGCGCCUGGAGAGUGCGAAAGAACGACGUGGUGGCGCAGCAGAUUUGGCCACUGUCAGUAAGCUCAAAGCAGUCUUGCAGAUACCAGUGCUGUCAAAUGGCAACGUGAAAAGUGCUGAGGAUGUUGAGAGGAACCUGGCCUUCACCCAAUGUGAUGGUAUUAUGGUGGCGGAGCAGCUAUUGAGGGAUCCAGCGCUGUUUCAAAGAGCGUUUAGCACCACACCUUCCACGCCAUAUGGGAAGGCCUUGCCAGCGGCCUUGCCUCUCAUUCAUGAAUAUUUGGAGCAUUGCCUGCAGCUCGAUGCAGAAGAGUGCUUUUCUGUUUGGGAUCUGCGAAAUGUGGACGUUUUGCGGAACCAUUUGAGGUCGAUGCUUACUGGCGCUGUUGGAAGUGAAGAGGCUGAGGAGGGCACACAGCGCUUGCUGACGGAUCUCCGUGAUCGUGCACGUGGAAGGUACAUCCUAGAAUGGUGGCGCCUUCAGCAGGCCUCGUCUGUGCAAGAGGUGGUGAAGCUCUACAGGGAGAAAUGCGGCAGCAUUGGCCAGGCUGAGCAGGCCUUCAUUUUGUGCAGCUUGAACGUAUGGGCGAGAGAGACGGCUGAUUCAAAAAUGUUCUCUGUGCAGACGCUAGAUAGACUGAUUCCAUUCUAA
Messenger RNA from Durusdinium trenchii, 1170 nucleotides. The record is from the annotation of a GenBank genome assembly. NCBI's taxonomy places the organism in Eukaryota, Dinophyceae, Suessiales, Symbiodiniaceae.